This is a messenger RNA of Diaporthe amygdali, 1086 nucleotides long. RefSeq lists its product as uncharacterized. NCBI's taxonomy places the organism in Eukaryota, Fungi, Ascomycota, Sordariomycetes, Diaporthales, Diaporthaceae. Gene Ontology annotation, cellular component: cytosol. Gene Ontology annotation, molecular function: aldose reductase (NADPH) activity. Bases 1 to 1086 code for a protein of 361 amino acids. The record is from RefSeq and is a predicted model, not a curated record. The transcript has 2 exons.
AUGGCAACCCUACGACCUGGUGCGAUCACUGCAACCUGCUUACGAUUGGCCCAGAGAAGCACUGGCAGAAUCGGGCUCUACAACCUACGGCAACGGCGUGGACUUGCUACGCGUCAAACCCGACACCAGCUCAACACGGGCGCCAGCAUUCCAGCCAUCGGCUUUGGGACUUUCCAGGACCCAGACGCUCAAGAGGACGCGGUGUCCAGGGCUCUGAAGGCGGGAUUGCGUCUCAUUGACACGGCACGGGUCUACGAUGUCGAAAAGCAGGUCGGCCAGGGCAUCAAGAGGAGCGGCGUCCCCCGCGAGGAGAUUUUCCUCGGCACGAAGCUAUGGUGCAACAAUUAUCACCCGGAAGAUGUUGAGAGGGCACUCGACGAAUCUCUCACAGACCUCGACACUCCAUAUGUGGACCUAUUGUUGAUGCAUUACCCUUGCACUUUUGCCAGAGGACAGGACCGCUUCCCUCGAGAUAGUAAUGGCAAAAUGAUUCUGGGACAGACGACAUUUGUUGAUACUUGGAGAGCUAUGGAAAAGCUGGUAGAGACAGGGAAAGUUAAAGCAAUUGGGGUUUCCAACUUCAGUAGGGGUGAAUUGGAAACCUUGAUGCGGGAGAGUGCAACAGUACCUGCUGUUCAUCAAAUGGAAGUGCAUCCUUACUUGCAGCAAAAGUCCUUUAACCAGUGGCUUCGGUCUCAGGGCAUCCAUGUAGUCCAGUUCAGCCCCCUUGGGAACAUGAAUGACUUCUAUCGGAGCACAGGUUGGAGCAAGGAUAUAUCGCAUAUGAUGAGGGUAAUCGAUCAGCCGCUAUUGAAGGAACUUGGCCAGAAAUACGGGAAAAGCGCUGUUCAGAUUGUGUUGGCUUGGGGUAUCAACAACGGACGAUCCGUCAUACCUAAGAGCACCAUUGACUGGCAAAUAAAAGAAAACGUCGAGGCAGACUUCAAGCUAGAGGACGAGGAUAUUAAGGCCAUUGAGACACUAGAUAUCAAGGCUAGGUUCAACGAUCCGAGCUUGGAUUACCAGUGGAGGCUCUAUAGCGACCUAGAAGGCAUUGAGGGCACUGUCGAGGGGAGGACCCACUAG